AUGAUCAGCAGCGAUGAUGACAAAGAUUUUCCGAGAGGAUAUCUGAUUCUUCGACCGGAAGAGCUUCGGCCAUGGGAACUUAUCCGUCUGCUAUUCUCGGGAGAUAUCGAGAAGCCAACAUUAGUCGAUAGCUCAGAAACCAAGGAACCAAGUUUCCGACGUCGAUGGCUUAUCUUCGUCUCUCUCGUCCUCCUCAAGAUUCUCCGAUUCUUCUCCGAGCUUAUAGCUCUCCUUGGCUCAACCUUAGAAUUCUCUUUGAACUUCCUCUCUGAGAAUUCUUUCUCCGGUUUCAUCCUCCGAGGAGAAGUGGUGAUGCCGAGAACAAUGUCGGAGAAUUAUCAGUCAUUUAUCGGACAUUUAGACACGAGAAUAAAUUUAGACAAGACGAUGAAUCUCGAAGAUGGAGACAGAUACUAUGCUGCAUUGUCCAUUAUGGCUUCAAAAAUUGCCUACGAAAACUCAGCUCGUAUUAAAUAUGUCGUUGAGAAUCAUUGGAAUAUGAAGUAUUUAGGUCUCGUUGACUAUUGGAACGAAUAUCAAGAAAAGGAAACAACACAAGCCUUGAUAAUGUCUACUGAAAAAACAGCAACACCAUCGUCCAAUGGUCAAGAAACGAGGGUGGUGGUUGCAUUCAGAGGCACAGAACCGUUUAAUUCCGAAGAUUGGUGUUCAGAUUUCGACAUAACGUGGUAUGAGCUCCCAAAUAUUGGGAGGAUCCAUGGUGGUUUCAUGAAAGCUCUAGGGCUCCAAAGCAAUUGUAGUUGGCCAAAGGAGCCUCUCUCAAACCCUAAUCGAUUAUCCCCUUUAGCUUACUACUCAAUCAGAGACUCUUUGAAAACUCUGAUCGCUGAGAACAAAAAUACCAAGUUCGUUCUGACCGGUCAUAGCUUAGGAGGAGCCCUUGCGAUAUUGUUCGCGGCUGUGCUUGUGAUUCACGAUGAGACCGAGUUGUUGGAGAGGAUUCAAGGGGUUUAUACUUAUGGACAGCCUAGGGUUGGCGAUUCCAAGUUUGGUGACUUUAUGAAGAAGAAAUUAGAAGAAUAUGAUGUAAAGUAUUAUAGAUUUGUUUAUAAUAACGACAUUGUUCCAAGAUUGCCGUACGAUGAUAAGGAUUUGAUGUUCAAACAUUUUGGUACUUGGAUCCACUACAACCGACACUAUCAAGCAAAGGUUUUAAGAGACCAAUCGGAUGAAAACUAUUUUUCGUUGCGGGGGAUUAUAAAGAUGAGAUGCAGUGGUAUAAUGGAGCUCAUAAGAAGCUUCACUAUUGUGACUGAGAAAGGAUCGGAGUUUAGGGAAGGAUGGUUGUUGAAAGGUAGUAGGUUUUUGGGGAUUAUAUUCCCUUGGAUUUCGAAUCAUGGACCUCAAGAUUAUGUAAAUGCCCUUAGAUUAACCCCUCCCUGUGUUUUCGAAAUUUAUAGAGAUGUAUCCAUAUCAUAA
Molecule: messenger RNA, 1440 nt
Organism: Eutrema salsugineum
Lineage: Eukaryota; Viridiplantae; Streptophyta; Magnoliopsida; Brassicales; Brassicaceae
Exons: 4
Coding region: 1-1440 (479 amino acids)
Biological process (GO): lipid metabolic process
Molecular function (GO): triacylglycerol lipase activity
Source: RefSeq, a predicted model, not a curated record